Molecule: messenger RNA, 2046 nt
Organism: Symbiodinium necroappetens
Lineage: Eukaryota; Dinophyceae; Suessiales; Symbiodiniaceae
Source: the annotation of a GenBank genome assembly
AUGGGGCUGCUUUCCCGCUUCUCGUCUGACUCCGAGCCGACUUGGGGCAAGGUUCUUGCAGGAUUGGGGAGCCUUGCGGCUGGUGGUGCCAUCUACUGGCUGCUCUCUAGACAUUUGGGCUGGCACCGUCCAAAGCGGGUGCGCGUUGCCAGCUUGUACGUGUACCCCAUCAAGGGCUGUAAAGGCCAUUCGCUCUCAAAGGCACGUCUUACGAAGUGGGGGAUCGAAGACGAUCGAACGUACAUGAUCGUGAACGACAAAAUGGAGUUUGUUUCACAACGCGAGCUACCCCGCAUGGCCCUCAUCCAUCCAGACCUGCCAACCUCAAAAGGCAUCAUGAUGCGCGUGGCUCCGGGGGAGGCUGCGGACCCGCUGCUUGUGCCGCUGAAGGUAGAUGGCCCAGAGAAGAAGGUCAGAGUUUGGGAGGACUGGGUACCGGCAAUAGAUCAAGGUGACGAGGUGGCAAAGUGGCUUUCAAGCUACUUGCGGAUUGAUGGCCUGCGGCUAGUUAGAAUCGCCAAGACGGCUCAACGAACUACGGACCCCAAGUACGGCAUUGGAGAGACUGCCUUCUCUGACGGCUUCCCAGUGCUUGUGACAUCGCAAGCCUCCAUCGAUGCAAUUCGCAGAAGAGUGAAAAAUGCAGGGGGCCCGGUUGUGGGCAUUGACCGCUUUCGACCGAACAUCCAUGUGGAAGGUUGUGGGCCUUUUCAAGAGGACGAGAUGCGGUCAUUGUCCCUUCCAGGAGUGCAGCUGCCAUUGGUGAAGCCUUGCUCCCGCUGCACUGUCCCUGGAAUUGACCAGCAGACCGGGACGCGAACGACGCAGACAGGAGGCGCUGUGACGAAGACCCUGCGAGAGCACCGUUCUGGACGCUUGAUGGCCCAGAGUGCAGCGCUGCACAAGGGCUUCUUUAGUGAAUCCAGAAGAGCAGAUGAUGUCUAUUUCGGGCAGAACGCGCUGGUUUUUCUCGACCACAGUGGGGUGGAGAUUUCCGUCGGCGACAUUGCGGCCGUGGCAUGGUUUCGUGUCAAGGAGGUAAAGAUAAAAGACACGGACUUGUUGGCUGCCGAGUUUGACUUCGUCCAACGGCCCUUGCGCCACCUGGCGCCACAUUUUGCCAUGCGCCAGCUCGUGGGCCACGAAGGCUAUUAUGAUCUGUUUUGUGAGUUAGGCUUCGAGCAGCUGUUCGGCUCCGAGAUCAACGAGAACCCGCGGCGCUUUAUCCUUAGGAACUGCAACACCAAGCACCUCUUCGAGGACGUUUGCUACGUCAUGCAAGGUUCCGGGGCCUGUGCUCGUCAUGGUGGCCGCUGCAGCGUGCCUGGCGGGGAGGUGGACAUUUUCGUCGGAGGUUUUCCUUGCACUCCGUAUUCUUUUUGCAAUCCCAAGCGGUUCAAGAGGAACUGCUUUACUGAACCUGCAGCCGUGCCCUUCUUCGAGAUGCGAAAGUUCAUCGCGGAGAGGAGACCGCGGUUGGUGAUCCUGGAGAAUGUGAAGGGUUUGCUCGCACCGAAUCCGGAAACCGAGCACCCUCCUAUCGAUUUUAUUCUUCGAGGCCGAAACCCUGAAAGCCAAGAGGACUGUUAUCAGGGCACUGAGCCCAACGCUGAUUGGGGGUUGAGCCUCAUCGAAGGCUAUGGGCUUCGAUGGGACAUAUUGUAUUCCUACGAUUGGGGCCUUCCACAGAGCCGGCCCCGUGUGUACAUCGUUAUGGUAAGGGAGGAUGCUGGUGGUCAGAAAGCUGCCGAGCGCAUCUUCGAUGUGCUGACUGCCUGUGCCGGUCGACUUCCGCGAGGGUCAUGCAACGAUUUCCUUUUUCCAGAGGGUCAUCCGAAGCUGGAGCUGGCAAAAUCUCGGGUCGGCAGGUGCGGAGGCGGUCCGCGCAAGGCCUGCACCAAGUUUACCGAGGCUCUGUUCAGGACAAAGCGACAAGAGCUGGGCAUCGCGGCCUCGGAUCGACCUUACUCCAAGGAUCGUGCGGCCGGCUGGUUUCCACAGGCUACUGCACGCUUGGCUGCAUUUGGGCACGGGUAUGUGGAGUGA